GUAAUAAAAUGUAUCAGCCUGAUAUCGAUUGUAUACAUGGAAGUGUGCGCCGUGAUUGUUUCUGACCAUUGUCUAGGGUCUAGGAAGUACCAGGAAGGUGGCUUUUGUCUUCAUGAAUUGAAGGUUGCGCUGGAGAAAUUACAUGCUUCAGUUAAGCUGCUUUUUGUUAGGCAAUUCGGGACGUUUAACAACCCUAGAAUUGAGGAGUUUCCAGAUAUCGACAAGGUGACAGGCUGUAUUGUGAAGGCAUUUCGUCGAAACCCUGAUGUCGAUAUCACUUGGCCGAUGCAUAAUGGUGCUGCGAGGGGAACAGUCUUGUACACCCUUGUCCGUCAAACGGACUGCUAAUAACCAUUAUAGCCCUUUUUAUUCAUCUCCUUGUCUUAAAUUCUGUCGAUUAUUACUGGUCGACUAGACUCCGAUUACUAUAUAUAGGAUCUCGUACCUCAACCUGCAACAGCUUUCUUAGCAUACACACACCGGCGAAGGAGCUCUCUUGGGAGCUUGCAUCUCUGUCGUUCCAAGGGCGGAUAUGAGAUUCAAAAACAACAUGACUACUGACCUGGGCUCUUCUCCUGUCUUAUUUUUGAGCCGGGCCCCGUACACGAUGUUCUCUGGGCCAAUAUCAGAUGACUGGGCUAGUCGGUAACUAGCGACGAGCUCUGCUGAGAAAGACAAUAGUGCGGCUUUGGUAUUUGAAAAGGGGUUGGAAGAAGCUACUUUUACAAAGAACACUGAGCAAAAUGAUCUGGCCUAUACAGGACUGCAUGGAGGGGAAACGGUGCCAUGGAGAUCAACGUCGAGGCAAU
This is a messenger RNA of Aspergillus ruber CBS 135680, 809 nucleotides long. RefSeq lists its product as uncharacterized. The transcript has a single exon. The record is from RefSeq and is a predicted model, not a curated record. The coding region runs from base 37 to 348 and encodes 103 amino acids. NCBI's taxonomy places the organism in Eukaryota, Fungi, Ascomycota, Eurotiomycetes, Eurotiales, Aspergillaceae.